Messenger RNA from Aspergillus thermomutatus, 996 nucleotides. RefSeq names its product GID4/VID24 family protein. Lineage: Eukaryota; Fungi; Ascomycota; Eurotiomycetes; Eurotiales; Aspergillaceae. The transcript has 4 exons. The coding region runs from base 1 to 996 and encodes 331 amino acids. The record is from RefSeq and is a predicted model, not a curated record. Gene Ontology annotation, biological process: protein catabolic process in the vacuole; proteasome-mediated ubiquitin-dependent protein catabolic process; protein targeting to vacuole. Gene Ontology annotation, cellular component: extrinsic component of membrane; GID complex.
AUGCCGACACCGAGUGACAACACAUCUCCUCUGAAUGCUGCAUCAAUUACCGAGGAAAUAUCUACUCAUACAACCUGUCCACCUGAAGUAGAGCGAUUGUCUUCUUGGAGAGACUCUCCUGAGCCGUCCUCUGCCACGGAGAGCGAUGUCCCCGACAAUGCCUUGUCACCUGCCAUUCCAUCAGCGCACACCCUCUUGACGGCCCAACCAGAUGGAACCAUCAAUCAGUCCAACACAGAUGUCCUAGGAGUUGGGACGGGUCAUAUCGCUCCCACCAAAGGCAUGAUGAGAUCCGAUGACGAACUUGCAUUGGGCAGAUUGAGCCCUACAAGGGGAACAGCAAGCUCCGCAAAGCCAUCGUCGACUGUUGCAUCGCCAUCGACUGCUUCACUUUUAAGUUAUGAAUUUACCAAUGUUCGGCUUCUUCCUAAUUACACCUCUUCUUAUCUUCGCCCUGGAAGCAAAUUUACUGGUACACAACAGUCGGACCGUCAAGUGUACAACGUCGAUGUGGAGAUCAAACAUGUCGAUAUGGCUGAAUCUUACCUCUGCGGCUAUCUUCGUAUACAAGGUCUCACCGAGGAUCAUCCCACUCUGACAACGUUCUUCGAAGGAGAAAUCAUCGGAACUAAGCACACGUUCAAGACCAGGAAUGAAGCGUGGGGUGCAACAGAGAAGACCGACAUGCACCAUUGGGCCAGAUUUCCUGCCUGGCGGCCUCUUGCCAAACAGGCGAAGAAGUCUGAUUUCACCUACUGGAACUUCGCAGAGCGUGAACAUAUAUUCAUGCGAUGGAAAGAGUAUUUUCUCGUCCCUGAUCAUCGGGUGAGGACGAUCUCAGGCGCGAGCUUCGAGGGCUUCUAUUACAUAUGCUUCAACCAGAUUGAAGGAAGUGUGACCGGUAUCUACUUUCAUGCGAAGAGUGAGAAGUACCAGCAGCUUGAACUGAAACACGUUGAAGACCAUGGCUGCACUCCGGCAAUGGAGUUCCGUUGA